Molecule: messenger RNA, 1497 nt
Organism: Elephantulus edwardii (Cape elephant shrew)
Lineage: Eukaryota; Metazoa; Chordata; Mammalia; Macroscelidea; Macroscelididae
Gene: TRAF2
Product: TNF receptor-associated factor 2
Exons: 10
Coding region: 1-1497 (498 amino acids)
Biological process (GO): protein autoubiquitination; activation of NF-kappaB-inducing kinase activity; positive regulation of canonical NF-kappaB signal transduction
Cellular component (GO): cytoplasmic side of plasma membrane; cytosol; plasma membrane signaling receptor complex
Molecular function (GO): ubiquitin-protein transferase activity; ubiquitin protein ligase binding; tumor necrosis factor receptor binding
Source: RefSeq, a predicted model, not a curated record
AUGGCGGCGGCGAGUGUGACGCCCCCAGGCUCCCUGACUCUGCUGCUGCCUGGCUUCUCCCGGACACUGCUGGGCACCAAGCUGGAGGACAAGUACCUGUGCUCGGCCUGCGGCAACGUCCUGCGGCGACCUGUGCAGGCCCAGUGCGGUCACCGCUACUGCUCCUCCUGCCUGGCCAGCAUCCUCAGCUCCGGGCCGCAGAACUGUGCCGCCUGUGUGCAGGAGGGCAUCUAUGAGGAGGGUGUCUCCAUCCUGGACAGCAGCUCGGCUUUUCCAGACAAUGCUGCCCGCAGGGAAGUGGAGGGCCUGCCAGCCAUCUGUCCCCACGGUGGGUGCACCUGGACAGGGACUGUCAAGGAGUAUGAGAGUGGCCACGAGGGACAGUGCCUGUUCAUGCUGACCACAUGCCCUGCCUGCAAGGCCUCGGUGCGUCUGGGCGAGAAGGAUCGCCAUGCCGAGGCGGAGUGCCCGGAGCGCAGCCUCAGCUGCCCACACUGCCAGGCCCCUUGCUUCGGGGCCGGCCUGCAGGCACACUUGGAGAUCUGCCCUCAGCUUCCCCUGACCUGUGAGGGCUGCGGCAGCAAGACUGUCCCCCGGGAGAAAUUGCAGGACCACGUUAGGACCUGUGGCAAGUGUAAAGUGCCCUGUCGUUUCCAAGCCCUCGGCUGCCCUGACGUGGUGACAGGAGAGCAGCAGCAGGACCACGAGGUGCAGCGGCUGCAGGAGCACCUGGGCCUGCUGCUGGCCCGCGUCCUGGAGGGGGAGCCGCUCUCCGGCCACGGGGCUGCAGGGCUCCUGGAGCGGUGCCACACUUUGGAGGGGAAGACAGCCACGUUCGAGAACAUUGUCUGUGUCCUGAACCGGGAGGUGGAGCGUGUGGCCAUGACAGCCGAAGCCUGUGGCCGGCAGCACCGGCUGGACCAGGAGAAGAUCGAAGCCCUCAGCAGUAAGGUACAGCAGCUGGAGAGGAGCAUUGGCCUGAAGGACCUGGCGCUGGCCGACCUGGAACAGAAGGUCCGGGAGAUGGAGGCGACCACCUACGACGGCGUGUUCAUCUGGAAGAUCACCGACUUUGCCCGCAAGCGCCAGGAGGCCGUGGCCGGCCGCACCCCCGCCAUCUUCUCCCCAGCCUUCUACACAAGCAGGUACGGCUACAAGAUGUGUCUGCGCGUGUACCUGAACGGAGACGGCACCGGGCGGGGCACCCACCUGUCCCUCUUCUUCGUGGUGAUGAGAGGUCCCAAUGACGCCCUCCUGCGCUGGCCCUUCAACCAGAAGGUGACACUCAUGCUCCUUGACCAGAACAACCGUGAGCACGUGAUUGAUGCUUUCCGGCCAGACGUCACCUCCUCCUCCUUCCAGCGGCCGGUGAGUGACAUGAACAUUGCCAGCGGCUGCCCUCUGUUCUGCCCCGUCUCCAAGAUGGAGGCCAAGAACUCAUACGUGCGCAACGACGCAAUCUUCAUCAAAGCCAUCGUGGACCUGACGGGGCUGUAG